Messenger RNA from Striga asiatica, 2042 nucleotides. NCBI's taxonomy places the organism in Eukaryota, Viridiplantae, Streptophyta, Magnoliopsida, Lamiales, Orobanchaceae. The record is from the annotation of a GenBank genome assembly.
UAGUGAACGGUGGUUGCUCCAUCAAGUGAUAUUGGAUGUUGUGAUAAUUCGAACCUUGGCCUGAAAGAAAAGAAGCAAUCUCACUGUCUCUCUCUCUAAGCUAGCUAUCCAGAAAGAACUAAAUCAAUCGCAUCGAUUGGUUAAACUAUUUCGAGAACGAACUCAAUCAAUCAAAUCGAUUGGUGUUGGAGUGAUUAAUUUGUUAAUUAGCUAUGGAAGGAUGCCCCGCCCAUGCCUUCAGCUACAACCGUUCGCAGUGCGCCUGCAUCCCCGGCUACUUGUUCAACUCCACCACCAACAGCUGCGACCUCUUGCCCGAGGUUGGCCCACCUCUGGAGCUCAGCAGCGGCGUCGAAAACUACGAUUCACUCCUUUCCUUCCCGGAGACCAUUUUAUCCUUCGACUCCAUCAGAAAGUUCACUCAGUCUCAGGCGGUGUUUCUCGAGGCCACGCUCGUCAUGCUUCUCUGCUGGCUCGGAUUCUGCCUCCUCAUGCGCCUCUUCCCCCUAGCCUCAGACGGCCGUUCUCCCUGGUUUAAUAUUCGAUGGUGGAUUAGCCGUCUCGAUAUCUCUUUCGCCACUCGCCACUGGCUGCACGACCAGGAGCCCCUUGUCAAACGCAAGACCGAGCUUGGUGGCGCUUUCUCCAUUGCAAGCUGGAUACUCUUUAUAGGCUUGUUUGCUGCGUUGCUCUACCAAUUUAUUUCGAGAACAAAUGUCGAGGUGCACAACAUCCGAGCUGUAAACGCGCCCGACUUGGCUUCCUUCUUGAAUGACUUUGAAUUCAACAUCACUACAAUCUCCAACAUGAGCUGUGAGCAGUUGCGUGGUCUUGACACUGUGGUUACAGGAAAUCCUCUCUUUAUUGAAAAUAGAGUCUACCCACUUUCAUUGUUUGCCAAUGCUUCUUGUCUCAACACCACCUUAGGACCAUCCGUAUCUCUUAGGUGCAAUAGCUGCCGGCUCUUUAGAGACUUCACCUACAUUUCGUGGUAUUUCGUUGAUAUCCCUAAUAGUCCAGCUAUUGCCAUCGGUUUUCAGUUUAACCUUACUGCAAAGAACCAUGGCAGCAACAAGCAUUUGAGUUUUGUCAGUGGAUUUUUGAAGAAUUCCAGCGAUUCUGAUGGCAGACCAGUUACAUAUAGAGGGGCUGUGCCAAAUAUUCUGAAAUUCAAUCUGUUCCCUAGAUUAUACCGCAACUUGCGUGAUUUAAAGCUCAUCCAACCUCUGUUUCAAGAUUUUCUCCCGGGUUCGUAUUUUGGGGAUGUAAAUCAGCUUCGAGCAUCUCUUGAGAGCUCCAGCAAUGGAUUAAUCAAUACGACAUUGUGUAUCAACUUCCUCUCUUCGUUUAUUGUUGAGAUCGACAAUCAAAAGAUAUCAGGUCCCGUGAGCUUCCUUGCUGAUCUGGGUGGCCUUUACUGCAUAAGUAUCAGUAUAUUUUUCUGCUUCUUGGUGCAAUGUGAAUACAGAAUCAAGAGGCUUCGUAACGAGGACAAGUUAAUGAUGACAAUUAGAAAUCGCACAAAAGCCCAAGAUCGGUGGGACAAAUUGAGAAAGUAUGUGAGGUACACGUGGGGAUCUUGCUCAUUGGAUGACGGCAGAAGUGGGACAGACAACACAUGCUGCUCUGGACUUAUGACCAAACCCUUCCAUCAAAGUGGGGCAUCACGUAGACGACGAUUGCAGGGAUUUGAUGGCAUCAGUUUUAGCCAAAAGGUCCCCAUCUCCAAUCAUAAUGUGCCGCAGAAAGCUCAACCUCAACCAGAGCAUGUUCAUUGUCUAGAAGUCACAUCUUGCGUAACUGAAGGUGACAGAGACCAAGAAAACAAUCACCUUUCUCAGAAUGUAAACCAGUAAGUUCAUUCUGUCUGAUGGAUUUUUGUUGGGUGACCAAUCCUAUAACUAAAAAACGACACUUUUCUCCUCAUGUCAAGGUGUAAACACAAUGAAAAGAAAAGGAAGGGUGUGAUUACAUUUUCCCUCAAAUCGUCGUUUUCUGCUGAUAUGUUUGAGAAAUCUGAAAAGAGGAAUAUUAUUUCAAAU